AUGGUGCGAUGUUGUAAUGGCGGUUCACUACACUUAACAUUAUUGCUUAAUCUAGUUGCUAUAUAACGGGGGCAAAUGUUAUCUGUGAAGAAAUUGUGACACACAAACACAGUGGACAAGACGUGCUUCGAUUAGAAUACCAACAGUUAAAAAUGAAGGUCUUUAGAUUAUUUUUUCUCUUGCAAGUUACCUAUCGGUAAGAAAUAUAAAGUAUGUGUUCGUGAAAGAACCGAGAAAGUAGUGAUGUGUCGUGCUUUGACGACUCUCAUCCUUUUGACAGUGUACGGGUGGGUGAGUGUGGGGGCCCAGGAUGAGCCCAUAGUGAAGGUGGAGCAAGGGCAGCUGCGAGGGAGAGAAGCGACCUCUGUGCUGGGGGAGAGGUACUACAGCUUCCAGGGUAUCCCCUACGCCAAGCCGCCUGUGGGAGAGCUCCGCUUCAAGGACGCGCAAGAUCCCGAUGCAUGGGACGGCGUGCGCGACGCCACCGUAGAGGGCUGCAUGUGCACCCAACUGGACAGGAACGACUUCCAGUACAGAGGCUGCGAGGACUGCCUCUUCCUCAACGUGUACACGCCCACGCUGCCCCAGACGGGGGCCAAGCCUCUCCCUGUCAUGUUCUGGGUCCACGGGGGAGGCUUCGUCUUCGGCGCGGGCAACGCCGACGUUUAUGGGCCAGACUAUCUCAUGGAGGAGGGGGUCGUGCUCGUCACCAUAAACUACAGGUUGACCUGCUUCGCUUUGCGUUGGGUGAAGAAGAACAUCGCCGCCUUCAACGGUGACCCCAACAAAGUCACAUUCUUUGGUGAAAGUGCAGGCGGAACUUCUGCACACUGGCAUUUGAUGUCGCCCAUGUCCAAAGGCCUGUUCCACGGCGCCAUUUCGGAGAGCGGCGCUAUGAUGAACCCGUGGGCGCUGGCGUGGGCGCCGUACGAGACGUCGCGGCGGUUGGCGAGUGCGGUUGGCUGCACUGGGGACGACGACGACGAGGUGGUGGAGUGCCUGCGCCAGGUCGACGCCACGGAGUUGGUGAGGGCCUCGGAGGAGAAGGCCUCGACCCCGAGGGACCGAGACCGUUUGUUACUUUUCCCGUUCAGCCCCACACUUGAGGAGGAGAAGGUCCCAGGGGUGGAAACCUUCGUGACGGCCGCACCGGAGCAGCUCAUCAUGCAAGGCUGCCAACAUGACGUACCUUACCUGGCGGGAAUGAAUACCCAGGAGUGGAUGCUUACAAUUGCCAAUAAUCUGCGGAUCAUAGAUUCGGACUGGAAGAAGUACGUCUUCCCCGAAACCCGACUCCCGGACGACUGUAAGAAGAUUCCUGAGGCCAUGGAGGAACUGCGAGAAUUUUUCUUAAGUGGCAAUCCCCUCACGUUAUACAAUUUACAAGGAUUCAAAGACAUGCUCACCGAUUUGCAUUUCGGAGAAGGCAUAUAUUUCGGCAUGAAAUAUUUGGCAAAGUGGAGUAAAAAUGACCUUUUCUUCUAUAGUUUAAUUGUCGAUCGAGAACUGAACUUUUUAAAGAAUCUGAACCACUUAAAUUUUCCAGGUACAUCCCACGCGGACGACUUGGGAUACCUGUUCCAAACGCACGUGAGCCCCAACGUGUCCUCCGACAGCCUGGCCUUCAUCAUCCGCAAGAAGAUGGUGCGAAUGAAUCCAACUCCGCAUAACGACCCACUGAUUGGGAAGAAAUGGAGGCCUUACACAUCCAAGAAGCGAAACUACCUGGAGAUUGGAGAUGAACUCAAGACCAGGGUGGACCUCAACAAGAAGCGCGUGCAAUUCUGGGAGAAAUUCUACAAGAAAUACGGCGCUAAGCGAGAGAAUAAAAAAAAGCCAGCGUGCCCAGUACAUUAAAGUUUCUCGUUUCUCUGAAACGAUAAAUAUAGCAACUUUCUACGUUGUGCAUGAAAUCAUACGUCUGAUCUAAAUUCUAAACAUUUUAAUUACUAAAAAGUAAAUACAUUUCACUCUAAAUAUACUGUUUGCGAUUUGGAUGUAUCUGCUUCCCAAUUAAAAUAUUUUACGAC
Molecule: messenger RNA, 2030 nt
Organism: Gryllus bimaculatus (two-spotted cricket)
Lineage: Eukaryota; Metazoa; Arthropoda; Insecta; Orthoptera; Gryllidae
Source: the annotation of a GenBank genome assembly